Pelecanus crispus (Dalmatian pelican) is the source of this 1311-nucleotide messenger RNA. NCBI's taxonomy places the organism in Eukaryota, Metazoa, Chordata, Aves, Pelecaniformes, Pelecanidae. The record is from RefSeq and is a predicted model, not a curated record.
GUGCUGGCGGAGAAACGGAGCUUGGGCAGCAGGGAUGGGCCCCCACACCUCGUGGUUCUGGUGCCGCUGCACAGCAGGGCUGCAGCCCACGACACCCUCCGCUUGCUGCAGAGCCAGGACCCGGCUGUUGUCUGUGUGGAUGAGGGGCGAGCUGGUGGCUUUGCGCUCCUCUGUCCCCGACUCAAGCAGCGCUGGCGCUUUGUGACAGCACAGGCAGGGGACCUCCAUGCUGUCUUAGACCUAGCAAAGGUUGCUGACUCACUCCUGUUCAUCCUGGAUUCUGCAGAUGGCUGGGACAGCGCGGGGGAGCACUGCCUCUCCUGCCUCUUCGCACAGGGGCUCCCCACUUACGCUCUUGCUGUCCCAGGGGGCACUGACUUGCCACCUAAGAAGCGGAUAGAUGCCAGGAAGAAACUUGCCAAAGCCAUUGAGAAGCGCUUUCCUGAGGCCAAGCUCUUCCCCCUGAACACGGAGCAGGAGUCCUCACUGCUGCUGAGGCACCUCGCCACCCAGAAGCAGCGGCAUCUCGCUUUUCAGGACAGGCGGGCUCAUCUGCUCGCUUAUGCUGCUGAGUUUGUGCCUGGUCAGGAGAGUGACCUGGUUGGGACCUUGAAGGUGUCCGGCUUUGUCCGGGGACAGACCCUCGACGUGAACAGCCUGGUGCAUAUUGUGGGGCAUGGAGACUUCCAGAUGAGCCAGGUGGAUGCUCCCCCCGACCCCCUCUCUUUGAACCCCCGAGUGGUUAAAGGACAGAAGAGGAGUCAGGACAUGGAGGUACAGGAUGACUCUGCAAACGGUACCGAUGAGAUGGAGGAAGAUGUUAAAGUCCUUAUGAAGGCAGAUCCCAGCAAGCAGGAGUCUUUGCAGUCAGAAGUAGUUCCUGAUCCUAUGGAAGGGGAGCAGACAUGGCCCACUGAAGAAGAACUGCAAGAAGCAGAGGCUUCUCUGAAGGCAAACAGGAGGGUGGUGAAGGUCCCCAAAGGUACAUCCAAGUACCAGGCUGCCUGGAUUGUGGAUGAUGGAGAAGAGGGCAAUCAGGAAGAUGAUGAUGAUGAUGAAGAUGAUGACAUCGAUGAUGAUAUGAUGGAAGAGGCAGUUUCCCAGGAGGGGGGAAGCAGUGAGGAGGAAGAGGAGCCUGCAGAGGAGGAAUGUGAGACCAUGACUGUUUCCGAGUGCUUGCGGGAUGACCAGUACGAUGAGAAGGUGGAAGAAGAUGAACAGAUGCUGGAGAGAUACAAACAGGAGAGAAUGGAUGAAAUGUUUCCGGAUGAGGUGGACACGCCACGUGAUGUACCUGCCAGAGUCCGGUAA